GCCUAUAUUGCUUAUUCCUACCAAACACGGUAAAACAAGGUUCUACUCUGCCGCACAAACGCAUCACACGCUCUUCGUCUCUGUCUCUCCAACUCACAUCGCUCCAGAUCUGCUGCUGCUUCAUUAUUCAAAUUUUGCUUUAUCGGUAUCUAUUUCAACUUUAUUUCUUCUGCAUCUCACUUACCUUUCUUUUUGAUGCAUUUCUGUAAAAUUGCGUUUAUUUUGGACAUGUUUUUGUGAUUCUUCGCCUUAUUGUUCGGGAAUUUUCUCUUGUAAUCGUAGUUUUUUUCUGAAUUCUAUUCUAAUUAUGCUUUCGCUUCAGUAGUUGGCUUCAGAUCCAUUCAGAUGGAACGAUAAUUUUCAUGCUGAUUAGUUGGUGAUAUGUUCAAUUGAGUUCACGGAGUUGACAUUUUUUUCUGUAUUAAUUAUCUGUUAGUUCAGCUCACUCUGUUGACAUUUAUUUGAACAUUACUCUGUGGCUACCUUAUGUAGAUUAAGCUCAUUGAAUUUAGUGGCUUAGAAGUAAAUGAUGUUUAAAUCGCAUUAGUUGGUACUGUAGAUUGAGCUUUUGGGUAGCUGAGUGCGAAAUGAGCAAAAAGACCUUGGGAGACUUUUAGGGAAUUGUUAGGGUUGCAAAUGAAGAUAUAUAGUGAAUCAGCUGGGUCGAUACAUAUUUUAGAACGAGUUUGUUUGAGAUCCGAUGAAAGUGACUAAAGAAAUAAAUGGAGUGUAUGUCUAUGUACUUGUGGGGUUUGACUAAAGUGAAACUGAAAACCGAAUGAGUCAAGGAUCUGAGGGAGGUAGUUUUUUCGUUGUAGCUUUAUAUGAUCGCUUUACUCACAAAUUUGUGUCUUCUGUUACUUGGCAAAAGUUAAAAACGAUACUAAAUUAUGCAGGUGCAUUUUUUCUGGGUAUAUAUAUAUAUAUAUAUAUAUAUCCCCACUAAUCAUGUUUUCAAUCCAAAUUUGGCCUUGGUUCUACAUUUAAGAUUGGUUCUACAUUUAAGAAUGGUUCUAUCUUGAUCACAACCCUAUAUAUAUAUAUAUAUAUGAUUGAAGAGGAAGAGCAAAAAGAGUUAUGAUUCUGUAGUGGUAGUUCAACCAGCUGUGGAAUAUUUGUACCUUGUAAUGGAUCUCUCAGGACGAAAUUAACCACAUAUCAAUCUCUUUCCAAACCGGGGGCUGAAUCAAUUAGCUGUGAUAGCAGUAUGAGUCUGGCUCAGGGAAAGAAUGACAUUGCUGAGGAUAAGGAGAUUAUUGAAGAUGGCAAAGAUAUAGCUAUGUAUCAACCGAGGAAAAGACUGAAGACGGAAGACCUAUCUGAUCUCCCGAGAACUCAUGUGGAAUCUUUCAGUGAGGGGGGUGAUUUAUCCUUUGGAAAUGGGUGCCAAAUUAGGGAAAAUCAUUCUUUGGUUCAGCCCUCUUCAGAAUUUCAAAGUACUCCCAUGAAUAAAAAUGACAGAACACUGACUGGAAAGUCAGAUGAUACAAAUGAAAACGGUGAUACUGACAUGCAUGAACUUAUGACUGGAAAUGAUGAAAUGCUUAAUGUAGAAUCUACAAAGACAGAUACAAGUGAGCUCCCAGGAGUAGCUUCUAGUGGUGCAUGUUGCAAAGAUUUUCCUAUUCAUUUGGGCAUUGAGGAUCGAUGCUUCUCCACACAUGCAACAACAAGAAGUACGUCUUGUGAUGAUGGUAUGCUAGUAAGCAAACACCUGGAAGAACUCCAUGAUGAGGCAAAGAAAAUAAUUAAUGUGGUUGAUGGUGAUGCAUUGAGUGGGGUUACUCGAUCGUACCAUGAGGAACAGUCUGUAUCAUCGCACGAUGAUGAUAUCUCCUUAGAUGAUACACAAGCUGUUGUUCGUGAAACCAUAAAUGUCUUAGUUGAUAGAGUUUUUUCUGCCAACAUGAAGAAGAAGCUUCUUGUUCUUGAUUUGAACGGAUUGCUUGUUGAUAUAUCCUCAUAUGUACCUUACAAUUACGACCCAGAUGAUAUAAUAAUGAAGAAAGCAGUUUUUAGGAGGCCUCACUGUGAUGAUUUUCUAAACUUCUGCUUUGAGAAGUUCAAUGUGGGUUUUUGGACUUCAAGAACAAAGAGAAAUAUGGAGCCACUUCUUGAUUUUCUUUUAGGGAAUAAUAAGUCAAGGUUGCUUUUUCAUUGGGAUCAAUCGCACUGCACUGAUACAGGUUAUUAUACUGUGGAUAAAAAAAACAAGCCUCUUCUCUUGAAGAAACUAAAAAAGUUAUGGGAUAAAUGUGAGCCUGGUCUCCCAUGGGAGAGGGGAGUGUAUAACGAAUCAAAUACGCUUUUAUUAGAUGAUACUCCCUAUAAGGCUUUAACAAACCCUCGAUACACUGCAGUCUUUCCUUACAGUUACUGCUUCAGAGAUGUAAGAGACAAUUCAUUAGGGCCUGGAGGUGAUCUCCGUGUUUACUUAGAGGGGUUGGCUGAAGCAGAAAAUGUUCAAGAAUAUGUAAAGCAAAACCCAUUCGGCCAGAGGUCCAUAACGGAGAAAAACCUUUCCUGGGGUUACUAUCGUAAGGUUAUCGCAGCAAACUCCACACCGCCACGAGAAACAGAUGCAGGCAGCCAUCGAGAUGAACAGUAAGUCUUGAUCCCAAUGUCCCACGUGAAUCACAAUUUUGCCCAGACAUAAUAUAUUUUCUGCUUAGUUAACGUAAAGCAUUAGACUCAUCAGUCUCAGCUGCUGCAUGAAGCAGAGCAGAUUUAAUCGAGCAUCCACUGUUGUUUUUUUUUUGUUUCGGAAUGCUCUUCUUAACUAUUUUCUUGUGUGGAAUAGUUAUAGUGUGAGUUCCACAGAUCUACGUUUGGUAAAGGGAUGAUUAAUUCAAUGUAACCUGAGGUAGAUUUUGUAUGAUGUGGUUUGCUAUGCAAAGCACCCUUUUGAACAGGUGUUUUGAUGUGUAAAGACAUAUCGUAUGGCUACGUAGUACUGGCUUAGUUGAGUCGUACGUCUAUUGGCUUGAGUUCGACUUGUUUAACUUAUGCUAAACUUGAGCUUGGCUCGAGCUCCAGACUGAUUUUUCAACUUUUAUGUGAGGGUGUUGUGUUACCAACUUA
This is a messenger RNA of Salvia splendens (bonfire salvia), 3081 nucleotides long. RefSeq lists its product as uncharacterized. The record is from RefSeq and is a predicted model, not a curated record. Lineage: Eukaryota; Viridiplantae; Streptophyta; Magnoliopsida; Lamiales; Lamiaceae. The transcript is spliced from 6 exons. The coding region runs from base 1208 to 2608 and encodes 466 amino acids.